This is a messenger RNA of Odobenus rosmarus divergens (Pacific walrus), 1701 nucleotides long. It is a transcript of the gene LAD1, whose product is annotated as ladinin 1. Lineage: Eukaryota; Metazoa; Chordata; Mammalia; Carnivora; Odobenidae. The transcript is spliced from 11 exons. Gene Ontology annotation, molecular function: structural molecule activity. The record is from RefSeq and is a predicted model, not a curated record. Bases 1 to 1701 code for a protein of 566 amino acids.
AUGGCUGUCAGCAGGAAGGACUGGUCCGCGCUGUCCAGCCUGGCCAGGCAGUGGACUCUAGAGGAUGAGGAGGAGCAGGAGCGUGAGCGCCGGCGGCGGCACCGAAAUCUGAGCUCCACCACGGACGACGAGGCUCCCAAGCUUGCCCAGAAUGGAGACGCACCGGCUGCCCAGAGACUGCUGAGCGUGGAGGAAGCAGAGGUGCCCAAGCCACGAACCUCAGCCUCUAAAGAUGAGGAGGACGACACCCAGGCCGUACUCAGGACCCGGCAGGAGCGGAGGCAGAGGCGGCAGAUAGUGGAUGCUGCACAGGCCCCCAGCCCGCCGGAGGCACAGGAGCCAAGGGACAGCUCUGGCCCAGGGCAGGCCAAGCAGCAGCCCCUCGUGCCCAAGAAGGACGGGGAGCCGCCACCUCGCCGGAGACUGAGCCGGGAGCAGCGGGGCCCCUGGGCCAGGGAGGAAGAGAGCUUGGCGGGCCGCGAGUCCGAAGGCGGGAAGAAGGAGGUCUCAGAGAAGCCGGCAGUCUCGGAGAAGCCCCCCGUCCUGGGGAAGACAUUAGUACUUGGGAAGAGACUGGUCUCGGAGGAAACCUCCAUCUCGGAGAAGGCUCUGGGCCCUGAGAAAACAUCUGUGUCAGAGAAGAAGUCAAUUCUAGAAAAAACAAGUGUGUGGGAGAAGCCGCCGGCCCCAGGGAAGACUUCAGACAUGGAAAGGAGAAUAGUUUCUGAGAAAGCAUCGCUCUUUGAGAAGUCUCUGGUGUCAGAGAAGACCCAGGCCACCGAGACAAAGCUGGCCCCAAGGAGGGCGGCCGCCUCAGGGCAGCCCCAGGCAGGGGGGCAGCCGGCCUCGGCGGGAAGCCACCCGCCCCCCACCACAGGGCAGAAGGGAAGGGCCCUCCCCGAGGAGAGCCCACCAUCCUCGGCCAAGCUGGGAGAGCAGGGGGCGCCGGACCCUCCGACUGUGGCUUCCCGCCUCCCGCCCAUCACAUUCCAGGUGAAAAUCCCCAGCAAGGAGGAAGAGGUAGACACACCCUCGCCCACCCAGACCACCUACAGCAGCUCCCUCAAACGCUCCAGCCCCAGAACCAUCUCCUUUCGGAUGAGCCCCAGGAAAGACAACUCAGAAACAACCUUAACCCGCAGCGCCAGCAUGCGGCUCCCGGCUGGCACAGUCAAGUUAGGGGAGAAGCUGGAGAGAUACCACACGGCUGUCCAGAGAUCAGAAUCAGUCAAGUCUCCUGGCUCCUCCCGCACCGAGUUCUUUGUGGCUCCCGUGGGCGUAGCCAGCAAGCGCCACCUCUUUGAGAAGGAGCUGGUAGGCCAGAGCCGAGCAGAACCGGCCUCCAGCCGGAAGGAGCACUUGAGGCUUUCAGGGGUUGUGACAUCAAGGCUCAACCUGUGGAUCAGCAGGACCCAGGAGUCUGGAGAUCAGGACCCGCAGGAGGUGCAGAAAGAGUCAGCAGCCACCAAGAGGACCCAGUGGGGAAAGAAAGACUCCUCCCUGGAUGUAGAGCUUAGUGGCUUGGCGGGGGGCUGGGACUACAGUGCCACGCCUCCGCCACGCUUCCCCAGCGCGGUCUCCCAACAGCCUGUCCUCCCCGCCCCCAGUGUCGUGGCCCAUGAUGCUGUCUGGCAGGCCCGUGGCCCCGGCUCGCCCUGCCACAGCUCUGCUGGCCGCCUAGAGGGGCUCAUGGCGGGAUAA